This is a messenger RNA of Arthroderma uncinatum, 1788 nucleotides long. Its product is annotated as heat shock protein 60. Lineage: Eukaryota; Fungi; Ascomycota; Eurotiomycetes; Onygenales; Arthrodermataceae. Gene Ontology annotation, molecular function: protein-folding chaperone binding; ATP-dependent protein folding chaperone; ATP binding. The record is from RefSeq and is a predicted model, not a curated record. The coding region runs from base 1 to 1788 and encodes 595 amino acids. Gene Ontology annotation, cellular component: mitochondrial inner membrane; mitochondrial matrix. Gene Ontology annotation, biological process: apoptotic mitochondrial changes; protein refolding; mitochondrial unfolded protein response. The transcript has 3 exons.
AUGCAGCGAGCUCUCUCUGCUACCUCCAGGGCUUCGGUCCUCUCGUCCGCUGCUUCUACCCGGACUCAACUCUCCCAAUUCCGACCAGCUCUUGCUGCUGGCAUUAGCCUUCAGCAGCAGCGUUACGCUCACAAGGAGAUCAAAUUCGGUGUUGACGCCCGCGCCUCGCUUCUAAAGGGUAUCGACACUCUUGCAAAGGCUGUUACUGCUACAUUGGGUCCCAAGGGCCGAAAUGUUUUAAUAGAAUCCCCAUACGGCUCCCCAAAGAUCACAAAGGAUGGUGUCACCGUCGCCAAGGCCGUUGCUUUGGAAGAUAAAUUCGAAAACUUGGGAGCUCGUCUUCUCCAGGAUGUAGCUUCAAAGACCAACGAAGUUGCUGGUGACGGAACUACCACCGCCACUGUUCUCGCCCGUGCUAUCUUCUCCGAAACCGUUAAGAACGUUGCUGCUGGCUGCAACCCAAUGGAUCUCCGUAGAGGUAUCCAGGCUGCUGUUCAGUCCGUCGUCGAAUAUCUCCAGGCCAACAAGAGAGAUAUCACCACCACUGAAGAAAUUGCCCAGGUUGCCACCAUCUCUGCCAAUGGAGACCUCCUCGUUGGAAAAUUGAUCUCCAACGCCAUGGAGAAGGUUGGCAAGGAAGGUGUCAUCACUGUCAAGGACGGAAAGACCAUCGAGGACGAACUCGAGGUUACCGAGGGUAUGCGAUUCGACCGUGGUUACACUUCCCCAUACUUCAUUACCGACACCAAGACCCAGAAGGUCGAGUUCGAGAAGCCCCUUAUCCUCCUUUCUGAAAAGAAGAUCUCUGCCGUCCAAGACAUCCUCCCAGCCCUCGAGGCUUCCACCACCCUUCGCCGCCCAUUGGUCAUCAUUGCUGAAGACAUUGAUGGCGAGGCUCUCGCUGUCUGUAUCCUCAACAAACUCCGUGGCCAACUCCAGGUUGCCGCUGUCAAGGCUCCCGGAUUCGGUGACAACCGCAAGAGCAUCCUCGGUGACCUUGGUAUCCUCACCAACGCUACCGUUUUCACUGAUGAGCUCGACAUGAAGCUCGACAAGGCUACCCCUGAGAUGCUCGGCUCCACCGGAUCCAUCACCAUCACCAAGGAGGACACCAUCAUCCUCAACGGGGAAGGUAGCAAGGAUGCCAUUGCCCAGCGCUGUGAGCAGAUCCGUGGCGUCAUCUCUGACCCUGCCACCUCUGACUACGAGAAGGAGAAGCUCCAGGAGCGUUUGGCCAAGCUCUCUGGCGGUGUUGCCGUCAUUAAGGUCGGUGGUGCCUCUGAGGUCGAGGUCGGCGAGAAGAAGGACCGUGUCGUUGAUGCCCUCAACGCCACCCGUGCUGCCGUCGAGGAAGGUAUCCUUCCCGGUGGUGGUACCGCUCUUCUCAAGGCCGCUGCCAACGGUCUUGCUGACGUUAAGCCAACCAACUUUGACCAGCAGCUCGGUGUUAGCAUUGUGAAGAGUGCCAUCACCCGCCCAGCUCGCACCAUUGUCGAGAAUGCCGGCCUUGAGGGAAGCGUUGUCGUCGGCAAGCUCACCGAUGAAUUUGCUGGUGACUUCAACCGUGGAUUCGACAGCUCCAAGGGAGAGUACGUUGACAUGAUUGCUGCCGGUAUCGUCGACCCACUUAAGGUUGUCCGAACUGCCCUUGUUGAUGCCAGCGGUGUUGCCUCUCUCCUCGGAACUACUGAGGUUGCCAUCGUCGAGGCUCCUGAGCCCAAGUCUGCUCCCGCCCCUGGCGGCAUGCCCGGAAUGGGUGGCAUGGGCGGCAUGGGCGGUAUGUAUUAA